This is a messenger RNA of Adineta ricciae, 798 nucleotides long. NCBI's taxonomy places the organism in Eukaryota, Metazoa, Rotifera, Eurotatoria, Adinetida, Adinetidae. The record is from the annotation of a GenBank genome assembly.
AUGCUAUCUCCGUUACCAUCGAACGGCCACGAUGAUAACACUCCAGUGAAUCCGAAGAGUUAUUAUAUUAAUUACGUAGAUGAUCCAUCAGAUGAAUCUGAGCGCAAAUCAUUUGACUUGAUUAAUAGUUCCAAGCCUGAAUUUGUUUUCGAAGGAAGUUCAUGUCAACUAGUAGUAAAAGAAUUGCCGAAAGAGACAUUUACGGAUGAAAAUAUUCAGUGCGAAUUUGAAUGUAUUUUCCAUGAAUUUGAUCCUGAAGUAAUCAUCUCUUAUUCGACUGACUUUCAACGAGCGUAUUUGAUGUUCUCCGAUCCAAUGAUUGCAUCUCAAGUUUGCACACAUAUGAACGGGAAAGAAUUUUAUCAUAGGAAACUUUCCAUUUCAUUCAAAUAUUCUCCGUCAUCAUCGAUUGAAUAUCUCAAACCACCUGAGCAAGAACAGAUCUAUAUGCAAUCGCCUCCGACAACACCACCCAUCGGUUGGGUUACAAAACGAGAAGAAUUGCCAGAAAUCAACUUCGAUCUGUUUCUUGCCUUAUCAAAAUUGCAAUCGAAUGAACCAUUAGAAAUUUUGCCCCAACAAAAUCAUCUGCCAGCCAUUGUUAUUCAUCCGUGUUCAGAUACAUCAGAUGAAGAUGAAGAUGACGGGAACAAUUCGAUGAUUGAUGAGUUCGGACAGCAGAAAUAUAUAAAUAUGGACGCGAAACGGCGCGCGCAUAUUUUACACAAUGCCAUUCUUGUACCUGGUGAAAAACACAUUAGACAAAGUAUUGGCGAUGGUGACAAUCGUAUACCUUAA